Molecule: messenger RNA, 3469 nt
Organism: Puccinia graminis f. sp. tritici CRL 75-36-700-3
Lineage: Eukaryota; Fungi; Basidiomycota; Pucciniomycetes; Pucciniales; Pucciniaceae
Exons: 4
Coding region: 58-3243 (1061 amino acids)
Biological process (GO): rRNA processing
Cellular component (GO): nucleolus; small-subunit processome
Source: RefSeq, a predicted model, not a curated record
ACACACUGACACAGCCAACCACAACAACAACAACACUAAACUCAGAGGAAGGAGAGGAUGUUCAGAUCAGCUCGACAGGGAAGACAGGGAAAGAACAACAGCAACAACAACAACAGCAACAAGAGAAGCAACAGCAAAAACACUCACCAACACCUCAACGAACCAACAAAACCCAAACAGGGCUCAGCAUCAACCAAAAAAUCAAAACAGUCAACCGGCAACUCAAAGGGUGACAGAAUAGAUGAAGACCACCAGUUUUACGACUAUCAGGCCAACAGCCAAUCAACAGGAAAACGACUGACUGCCAAUCAGAUCGACGAUCACCGUCUCACGGGAACUAGACCUUCCAAAGGUGAUGAUCAAGAAGACCUAGAGAUCGAUGACUUGGCCCGGAUCGAAUCACUCGUCGAACGAUGCCAACAAGAGAACGACGAAGGCUUCGGUUUUGUGAACAGUGACGACGACGAAAGUAUCGACUCUGAUGAGGCAGAUGGUGAACUAGAUCAACCCAAGAGGAAACCCAAACAACUGGAUCAUCAAAAAAACAAUCUUGGAAAACGCCCGAACGCAAAGGUUAGGUUUGAAGAAAGCGAAACAUCAAGCCUGUCGGAUGGAUCGGAAGAAGAAACUGACUUGGAUCAAGAUGAAUUUAUCGAUGCCUCCACGAUGCUCGACAUUGGUGCAGACAGCGAUCACGCAUUCUCGGAUGAGGAAGAUGGGAUGAGUGGUUCUGAGAAUUCGGACCGAUCGAGUCAACGCGAUAAUUCAGAAGAUAGAAACAUCGAUCUGGACGAGCUCGAGGAUGAUGAAGAAUCUAGAUUGAACCAUCUCGCCAAAAUCGUCGAUAACUUGGACUCGUUAACUGCCCAGAAGCGGAAGGAGAACAGUCUGGAUAACUCAACCGAUCACCCAUCCGAUGGUCCGACUAAAAGGCGCAAGCUAUUACCCGUUCAAAUCGAGUCACGUACUGAAGGAGAAAUCUUGCCGAGUAUGUCUGCCGGAGGAAUGAUAGAUGAGCAAGCCUCAAGUCGAGUGAACUUGGAAGAUCUACUCUCAAACUUAUCCUCAACACCGGGAAUUUCGGAACUCAAGAAGUCUCUCAAGCCACUGAUUACAUCUAACAAAUCAUCCAAAGCCGGUCCGAUCCCAGCUCCUCUCGAAACCCGUCGACAACAGCAGAUAGAACGUCAAGCUGCUUAUGAGCUGACCAAGAAGGAGAUGUCAAAGUGGGACGAGACUACCAAGUUGGCUAAAGGUUUAACCGGACGAAACUCGGAUGGUAAAAAUCGAUUUGUCGUACCCUCCAAUCAAAUAUCUACGGCCGAUAAAGAGCCCGAUGCGACCCGUUGGAACAUGCACUUCAACCCUCUGAAUAACUUGGAGAGUCAGGUGGUCGGACUAAUUGAAAGUUCUCAGAUCACCAGCAAGAGGCUUGUCCAGGAAGAGAACGAUCAACUGAUCUCCCAAGGAACCCUGCCCGAACAAAUCAGAGAAAAGGUUCUCGAGUCCAAGAUGGCCAGAGAACUGAUGUUCCGAGCUGAACGGAAGGCCAAACGAGUAGCUAAGAUCAAGAGUAAGGCUUUUCGUCGAAUCCGGAAGAAGGAGAAGCAGCGGAAAUCGAUCUCAGGCGUUGGAGGGGCAGAGGCAGACAUGGACUUUAUCCAAGAGCUCGAUGACAUUGAUGGCGGAGACCGGGUGCAGACAAAGACCGAAGAGAUGGAACUCGAACGAGCACGCGAAAGAGCUUCCUUGAAACAUUCCAACCAGGGCAAAUGGGCCAAGAAAGUGGCCGGCUUGAAAGGCUUGGGGGGCGAUACUAACACCGCCAUUCAAGAAAGGAUCCGACGUGAAGAGCUUCUCAAGAAGAAAAUCUCCGGUCGUCAAGGCUCAGAUGACUCAGAAGAUGGAUCGGAUUCUGAUUCUGAUUUUGACUCGGACGCCGAGGAUGAUGUCGAUGCCAUCAGAGCACAUGCACUCAAACAGCUCGGCCAAAUAGAUUCCAAAAGACAGAACUCCGAUGACGAGCCCCCUCUGAAAGGUCUGUUCGCCAUGAAGUUCAUGCAAAAUGCCAUGGCUGUCAAGGAAAGGAAGGCUGAGGAAGCUAGGCUCGAACUCCACCAACAAUUGCUCGACGAUCAGCAAGACCGUUCAGGAGCAGAGGAGGAAGAUCUCAACGGCGGAAUGAAGGUUCAAGGAAAUCCGGGUAGAUUGGUCUUCAAUCCUGAGGUCUGUCGUCAAAUCAUCGGCCCAUCGACGGCAGACGAUGAUGCAACCACUUCUGAUCAAGACACAUCAACUCAUCCGGCCCCUUCUCGAACAACCAAAACGUCAGGCUCUCAUCUUCGAGUGAUGGCUGUGGGAGACAGAUUGCCCACAGAUGGCAUCAGCAACCCAUCCAAGUCCAUUCCGAACCGGGCUGGAACCGAGGCAGAGUCGAAUCCAUGGCUGGUUGCCCUCGAUUCGACGACGAAGGGAGGGACGAUCUCUCGAAUCAAAGACCUGAAUCCGAACUCGGGUAAGAACGCCGACUCGGUAGACGUAGUAGCUGAGAAGGCGAAAUUGAAAGCCGAGAAACGGAAGCGCAAGCAGACGACUGAGAGGGAGCUUGCGACUGAGGACGCCAAAGUAGACCUGGACUUCAACGCGUUCCUCGGCGGAAAGAGCGAGGGGGUGGGCGCGAAUGCGCUCCAGAACAUGCAGGAUCAAGGCGACGAGGAUGCUGCAGAGGACGCGAUCAUCCGUCAGGGCCAGACUGAUUCUCAGGGACGAUCCGCAUUCCAACAGCGCGAGCUCGUCAAACAGGCUUUCGCUGAUGACGGCGUAGUCGCACAAUUUGUCGAGGAGAAACGGAAACAAAUUGAGAAAGAGGCGCCCAAAGAAGUCGAUGUGACUCUUCCUGGUUGGGGAGAUUGGGUAGGCAAAGGAGGAAAGAAAGCGAAACAUUCGAAGAAGUUUGUGAAGAAAGUCUCAGGAGUUGAGCCGAGCAAACGGCAAGAUGCGGGGAAACAGAACGUGAUCAUUUUGGAGGGCAAGUCGACGAAACAUAACGGCUCGAAGAAGCUGAACAAAUACCAGCUCAAGGAUCUCCCGUUCCCGUACACGAAUCGCCACCAACUCGAGCUCAAUCUCGGCCACUCUAUCGGCCCUGAAUUCAACUCCAGACUCGCUCAUCGUCAUCUCACUAGACCUGAUGUCCUGUCCACCCCCGGCGUCGUCAUCCAACCCGCUGAUAAACCCGUUUGAGAUUUGUUCUUUGUUCUCUUUGACUCUCUCUCUCUCUCUCUCUCCUUUGUUUUGUUUUUUUCUUUGGCUUUUACAUUACAUAUUUCUAUCUCUUAUAUCUUAAUUUUUUAUAGAGAAAAAAGAACAUGACCGAUUCUUGCGAUUUGCUGUUGAUGAUGAAACCAAGCAGAACAAAAAACAUGCAUGUUGAAGAUUGAGCAUUCGAGACUCCCGAAGUUCCAAUGAU